This is a messenger RNA of Miscanthus lutarioriparius, 1575 nucleotides long. The record is from the annotation of a GenBank genome assembly. Lineage: Eukaryota; Viridiplantae; Streptophyta; Magnoliopsida; Poales; Poaceae.
AUGGCGGAGGUGAAGCCGGAGGAGAUAAGCCAUCCGCCCAUGGAGCAGCUCCAGGGGUUCGAGUACUGCAUAGACUCCAACCCUCCCUGGGGCGAGGCGAUCAUACUGGGCUUCCAACACUACAUACUGGCGCUGGGCACGGCGGUGAUGAUCCCGGCGGUGUUGGUUCCCAUGAUGGGCGGCGACGAUGGAGACAGGGUCAGGGUGGUGCAGACGCUGCUGUUCGUGACGGGGAUAAACACGCUGCUGCAGUCCCUCUUCGGGACCCGGCUGCCGACGGUCAUCGGCGGCUCCUACGCCUUCGUGAUCCCGAUAAUGGCCAUCAUCCAGGACCCGUCGCUUUCGGGGAUACCCGAUGGUCACCAGAGGUUCCUCGAGACCAUGAAGGCGAUACAGGGGGCACUGAUAGUGUCCUCCAGCAUUCAGAUCAUCCUGGGCUACAGCCAGCUGUGGGGUAUUUUCUCCAGAUUCUUCAGUCCAGUGGGGAUGACCCCAGUGGUUGCGCUGCUCGGAUUUGGCCUUUUCGAAAGAGGUUUCCCUGUGGUUGGGAGAUGCGUUGAGAUUGGCUUGCCAAUGCUGAUUCUCUUUGUUGUACUCUCUCAGUAUCUGAAGAAUAUACAAAUAAAAGAAAUUCCCAUACUGGAAAGGUUCUCCCUUUUCAUCUGUAUCGCAUUGGUAUGGGCAUAUGCUCAAAUCCUCACCUCAGGUGGAGCCUAUAAAAAUAGCUCUGAGGUCACUCAGAACAACUGCCGCACUGACAGAGCCAAUCUGAUCUCUUCUGCCCCAUGGAUUAAAAUUCCUUACCCACUGCAAUGGGGCGCACCAACCUUCAAUGCUGGCCAGUCAUUUGGUAUGGUGUCUGCUGUUUUGGUCUCGCUAGUAGAGUCCACAGCCUCCUACAAAGCCGCUGCUCGGCUUGCAAGUGCGACUCCACCUCCGGCUCAUAUCCUGAGUAGAGGCAUUGGGUGUCAGGGAAUCGGCAUCCUCCUUGACGGGCUCUUUGGAACGGGGACUGGCUCCACUGUCUCAGUGGAGAACGUUGGGCUGCUUGGGUCGACAAGGAUUGGGAGCCGGCGGGUUAUACAGAUCUCAGCUGGCUUCAUGAUAUUUUUCUCCAUGCUGGGGAAAUUUGGAGCUUUGUUCGCUUCCAUCCCGUUCACCAUCUUUGCAGCCGUGUACUGCGUCUUGUUUGGACUAGUUGCUGCAGUGGGGCUGUCCUUCUUACAGUUCACUAACAUGAACUCCAUGCGCAACCUCUUUAUCGUCGGUGUCUCCAUCUUCCUGGGCCUUUCCGUGCCGGAAUACUUUUUCCGGUACACCAUGGCUGCUCACCGUGGUCCUGCGCACACGAAAGCUGGAUGGUUCAACGACUACAUCAACACCAUCUUCUCGUCGCCGCCGACGGUGGGGCUGAUCGUGGCCGUGUUCCUGGACAACACGCUGGAGAUGAAGGACGCGGGCAAGGACCGAGGGAUGCCGUGGUGGCUGCGGUUCCGGGCGUUCAAGGGCGACAGCAGGAACGAGGAGUUCUACAGCCUGCCAUUCAACCUCAACCGCUUCUUCCCUCCGGCCUAA